AUGAACCCUGAGGAGCAAGUGCCCUUCUCUACAAGGGUGCUCGGUGAAAAGUUACCCAAAGGAUACAAGCCUCCUGCUAUCGGUGAAUAUGAUGGUAGUCAGGACCCAGAAGAUCAUCUCCGUAAGUUUAGGAAUGUUGCCCUGUUGCAUCAAUAUAGUGAUGCCAUCAAGUGCCGAGUGUUCUUUAAUACUUUAUUCGGUUCAGCAGAAAAAUGGUUUGACGGGUUGUCGAAUGGGUCCAUCACUUGUUUCCAAGAUUUCAAGACAGUCUUCAUGCGCCACUUCGCUAGUAGCAGGAAGUACCAAAAGAUAGAUCAUUGUCUCUUCGCGCUCAAGCAAGGGUCAGCUGAGCCCUUGCGAAUAGAGGGGAAGUUCUUCCGGGAUCUCAUUCGAGAUCCCGUAAAGAACUUCAACGAGAUACUGGGAAAGGCCGCCAGCUAUAUCAAUGUGGAAGAGGUUCAGACUGCUCGACGAAAAGCAGACAAGGUGUCUACUUCCACCAACAAACUAGAAAAGAAGGCACCACAGCCGCCAGCCCAUCCUCUUCCGAGUGCUCGGGAUGUCCGACCACCCUUUGGUUCCAGUCUGGAUACCCGACUAGUUCUGCAUGUGGCAGCUGUUCAAGUCCCAAAGCCUGGGUCGUGGGGACCGCGCUACUACACUUACCAUCGCUCCCACACCCAUGCCAGCAGUGACUACUUUCAGUUCACCUGA
Messenger RNA from Zingiber officinale, 714 nucleotides. RefSeq lists its product as uncharacterized. The record is from RefSeq and is a predicted model, not a curated record. Lineage: Eukaryota; Viridiplantae; Streptophyta; Magnoliopsida; Zingiberales; Zingiberaceae. The transcript is spliced from 2 exons. The coding region runs from base 1 to 714 and encodes 237 amino acids.